AUGCAAUAUGAAUAUAAAAAUAUAUUAGUAUUGGAAGGAGGACCAAGAGUAUUGUAUACACAUUAUCUAAUCAAAGAACUUCAUGAACAGUUUAAUAUACCAUUUGAUAAUGUUGACUUGGUGAUUGGUACAUCUUUGGCAAGCACCUUACUCUUUUGUAAAACUAUUAAACAACAAGAAGAGUUUGCAAUGCAAGUUGGAUCAAAACUUAGUCUAUCUCCACUUUGGAACACUCGACAUCAUCCAGAACUAGCAACCACAGAGUUUUACAAGGACCUAGAUAUCCCUAGUUUUGAUCAAUAUCUUUAUAAAAGAUUUGCUGUAAUGUGCGCAACUAAAAAGAUAAAGAAUGGGAAGCCUACAGUGUUACCAUACCUAUUUAGAAAUUAUCAUAAUCCAAAUAACAUUACUAGUAAGGUUGAAGGAUGUACAUUUGGAGUAGAGUCUAGUGCUAAAGACAUUUUACAUGCAUGUACGGCCAUACCAUUUUAUUCGGUACCUAUACAAUAUCCAAAUCUUCCAGGAUCUAGAUUCAUUGAAGCAUCAAUAUACAGUAAUAGUCCUUUAGAGGUUGCUUAUCAUGAAGCAAUGGCAAUAUGGCCUCCACAACCAAAUAUAUAUAUAAAAUUCAACUUUAUAUGUCUUGGUGUUGGUCUCGAUAGUAGGAGAUACUCUGUAGAUACAAUUGGACAACCAUUGAACCUAGAUGGCUCUAUUACCGAUUUGUCAUACACUUCUGAAGCUACCUUUGAAAGAAUGAACCGUUUCAAAGAGCGUCAAGAAUCCAAUUCCAAUAUUUGUCUAGCUAGAGUAAAUGUAAUAGAUGGUGAAUUUAAUCAAGAGGGACAUACAUUCCAAACCAUUGACAAAAAGGAGGUUGUCAAACCAUUGGACAAUAGAGUGUAUGACAAUGACAUUGCUGGUCAAAAAGCAAGGGACACACUUGCUAAAUCAGCAAAAAAGGCUAUAAAAGAUAAUCUAAAUUUAUUUAGCUUCCAUAAGAACUACUCAAGUACCACCACCACCACAAAAUCAUCAUAUGUAGUGGCAGAUGAUGACCAAAUAUUUUAA
Cavenderia fasciculata is the source of this 1071-nucleotide messenger RNA. RefSeq lists its product as uncharacterized. The transcript is spliced from 2 exons. Bases 1 to 1071 code for a protein of 356 amino acids. NCBI's taxonomy places the organism in Eukaryota, Evosea, Eumycetozoa, Acytosteliales, Cavenderiaceae. The record is from RefSeq and is a predicted model, not a curated record.